CUCGCGUUCUCGAGGAAAAGCGGCAGAGCGGGGACGCCCGGGUCUCUCGGGGCCGCGCCAGCAGGAGAGAGAGAGAGAGAGCGCCUCGAAGGAGAUAAAACCAGGGAGUGGGCGCGCGAGAAGCUCGGAGCGGCAGAGGAGGAGGGAAAGGGAAGGAGAUGAACGAGGAAAAUGAGGUGAAAAUGACGCUCUCAAGGGAAUGAUUUGAGUGCAUCCCUUCCCUGUGGAAGAGGCGGAGGAGGAGCAGGCUUGUAGCUGUUGUUUUAUCCGAUUCUUGAUCCCUGAUGGCUUCUUCUCAUGUUAAUGACAAUGCACCUCAAUGCAAAACUUGUCGAUGUGGGGAGGGAGACGCAAAUAUUUGGACCACAAAGACUCCUGAAAAUCUUGAGAAACAAGUAAAUAAAUGUCCAAAUUGCCAGGUCAUCAAGAGCGGGCCACUACUUGUGUCAUCUAGAGGUAUAGGAUGGACGUCAUGGAAGAAACGGUGGUUCGUUCUUACACGGACAUCUCUAGUAUUUUUUAGGAGUGAUCCAAAUGUGCCUCCUCCGAAAGGAAGUGAACCAAAUCUUACUCUCGGUGGUAUUGACCUUACCAAUUCGGGAAGUGUUGUUGUGAAACCAGAUAAAAAACUUUUAACAGUUCUCUUCCCAGAUGGUCGUGAUGGGCGUACUUUUACUCUCAAGGCAGAAACUUUAGAAGAUCUAAAUGAGUGGAAGACUGCAUUAGAAAAUGCUCUGGCUCAAGCACCUAGUGCAGCUCUUGCAAUGGGCCAGAGUGGAAUCUUGCGCACUGAUGUCGCUGACUCAAUUGAAGCCUCAUUUGAACAAUGGAGGGAUAGGCGGCCUGGGAAAUCCUUGGUGGUUGGAAGACCAAUAUUACUUGCACUUGAAGAUAUUGAUGGAAGUCCAUCCUUCCUGGAAAAGGCACUCAGAUACAUUGAACAAUAUGGAAUAAAAGUGGAAGGGAUCCUGCGCCAAUCGGCUGAUGUUGAAGAGGUAGAGCGGAGGGUUCAAGAAUACGAGCAGGGGAAAAAUGAAUUUUCUGCUGAUGAGGAUGCUCAUGUUAUUGGCGAUUGUAUCAAGCAUGUGCUUCGAGAAUUGCCAUCAUCACCAGUUCCCGCCUCUUGCUGUACUGCAUUGGUAGAAGCAUACAGUAAGUCAGAGCAUUAUGGAACUGAUCGUCGAUCCAGAGUUGAUGCUUUGCGUGCUGCAAUUUAUGGAUCAUUCCCUGAACCUAAUCUACAUUUAUUGCAAAGGAUCCUUAAGAUGAUGCGAAUUGUUGCUUCUCACAAAUCAGAGAAUCGGAUGACUUUAUCUGCUUUAGCAGCUUGCAUGGCUCCAUUGCUUCUCCGUGCACUCCUUCAUGGUGACUGUGAGGUUGAUGAUGACUUUAAAAUGGGUGGAGAUGGUUCUCUUCAGCUCUUGCAAGCUGCUGCUGCCGCUAACCAUGCUCAAGCCAUUGUAAUAAUAUUACUUGAAGAGUAUGAAAGGAUAUUUAAUGAGGAUCUUUCACUGGAAGGUUCUUUAUCUUCUGAGGUUUAUACAGACUCAGAAGAUGAUGAUUUCGAGGAUGAAGAGUCGACAGAUGAUGACAUCCUCGAAGAUGAUGGAUAUCAUGAUGCAGAUAUAGACGUUGAAGCAGAUAUAGAUGACGAUUCUAAACAUUCAUCAAAUGAGAAGCAUAGCAGAAGCGGAAGUGAAGUUGCCUGUGGUCUAUCUGAUGAUAAGGACUCUGAUGAUCAUAAUAUGGGUCGUACUUUCUCUGGUGACAAAGACCACCCUUCAGUACUUUCUGCUGCAGCAUUGAAUGCAGCAGAUACUUCUUUGUUAAAAAAGGAUGCUGAGAAACCUUUGCCUAUAGCAAGUGCAACUGUCAUUCAACGUGAUGAGUUACUAAAUGUUGAAAGGAGCAAUAGUAGUUCUGCAGCUGCAUUGACUUCUGAAUCACGUUUGGCAACUGGAAGUAAUGGAAACUGUAUGAGUACAAUGCACAAGUCUGUUAGUCAUAUAUUACCCUCAAGUGUUUCCAAGUUCAAUGAGGACUUGAUAGAACCAUCAGCCACUAGCAGAAAACCAACUGUGUGGGGGCGUAUGGCUGCAAGAAAGAAUCUUUCCAUGGAGUCAAUUGAGUACUCUAGUGAAGAUGAUGAGGUUGCUAUUCAGAAGCUCGAGAAUUCUAAAACUGACCUGCAAAAUAAAAUUACAAAGGAGGUAAAAGGAAAUGCAAUUCUGCAGGCAAGUUUAGAGAAAAGAAAGGAAGCACUGCAUGAACGACGUUGGGCUCUUGAGCAAGAUGUGGAAAAGUUAAGGGAGCAGUUACAGAAGGAGAGAGACUUGAAGGAGUCCUUGGAGUCUGGGUUAAUGAACAUUAGACGUGGGCAAUUACCAAUAACAGCAAUUGUGGAUUGCAAGACAAAGGCAGAUCUUGAGGAAAUUGCUCUUACGGAAGCAGAUAUCAUUAAUUUGAAGCAUAAAGUUAGUGAUCUUCGUGGGCAGCUAAGUAAUCAGAUGAAGCUAGGCUAUGCUUCCUUGUGUGAAUCUUGCAGUCAGCAAUUAUACAGAAUGCAUCAAUUAGAUGGGGCAGAUAAACAGAAAGAGAUUGCCAGUACUGCUGUUGUACGGGAAAUGGACAAUGUAUCACAAACUGAACAUAGUUCAUCUGGAAGAGACCCACAGAAUGGUCAAGCACUGAGAUCAGGAAUCAGUGAGUCUCCCUCUCUCAAAGAAAUAACAGCUGGGACCAAUGACCUACAUAAGAAUUCUUCUAUCAAGGAUGAGAAUGUCUUGUCUAGAGCAAACUGUAAAGAUGCCAAUACAAAAACUCUAGGUUCGCCUUCUUCAUCUACUAUGCAACCAACCCAGAAGCAACAUCUGGACACAAAUAAGAAUAGCUCAGUACCUAAAGGGUCCAAUUUUGCUUCAUUUUCAGAUGAGCCAGCAAUUAGCCAUAAAGUUGUUUCGAAGAGAACCUCUUCAAAGUAUGAUCCUCAAGCCGAUUCCUAUUAUGAAAAAAAGUCUGUCAUCGGCAUGGACACUCAAAAGCCAAGGAAUGAGAUGGCAAAUCCUCCUCCCAUGAAACCAGAGACAAAUGCUGUAACGUUGACAAGUACUUCUCUAGUUUCCAAUGACGAUCAGUCUACUGCAGAGUCAUUACCUGUAAGCCACAAUAUCCUAUCGGCUGGGUCUUUUUCAUCAGGCCAUAAUGCGAAGAAGGUGGACGAAGAUUCAGGGUCUUUACCAAAUAGGAAGGAUCCCCAGAAGCAACAAUCUAGUGCAACGAACCUAGACAACCUGAAAUCUUUUGGAUUAAGUAAUGUGCCAUCCUCUGGUGACCCAACUUCACUAGAAGUUUCUUCAAAGAAAUAUAGUUCAAGGGGUGAGGAAAUAGCUUCUGUAACAUCGUCUGCACUGACUAAGCUGACAAGCAGACUUCAAUUCCUCAAGGAACGGCGGGUCCAGCUUGUAAAUGAACUGCAAAACCUUGAUGCAAAUCGCACGUCAGCUCCGGAAGGUCCUCUUCCAACCAGCUCAAGAUGACCUAUAAAUGUUUACUAGACUAAAUCUCCAAAUUCUCGCUUCCAAUGUAUAGAGCCAAUAUAUAUUUGCGUAAUGUUGAGCUAUUCUUUUUACUGUCAUCUAACAACAUGAAAAGCUCAUCCAUGUUGAAGAAUCCUUUUGUUAACUUUUGGUUCCUUUCCUUUUGUACUUUGGAUUAAAGGGCACAGCAGUUAUAUCAAGAAGCAUACCAGUUUGCCAAUGCCUCAAAUG
Molecule: messenger RNA, 3767 nt
Organism: Dioscorea cayenensis subsp. rotundata (Guinea yam)
Lineage: Eukaryota; Viridiplantae; Streptophyta; Magnoliopsida; Dioscoreales; Dioscoreaceae
Product: rho GTPase-activating protein 7-like
Exons: 27
Coding region: 285-3536 (1083 amino acids)
Biological process (GO): signal transduction
Source: RefSeq, a predicted model, not a curated record